Messenger RNA from Varroa destructor (honeybee mite), 390 nucleotides. Its product is annotated as DET1- and DDB1-associated protein 1. Gene Ontology annotation, cellular component: Cul4-RING E3 ubiquitin ligase complex. Gene Ontology annotation, biological process: positive regulation of proteasomal ubiquitin-dependent protein catabolic process. NCBI's taxonomy places the organism in Eukaryota, Metazoa, Arthropoda, Arachnida, Mesostigmata, Varroidae. The record is from RefSeq and is a predicted model, not a curated record.
AUGUCGGUCGCAACUCGAGGCGGUGGUGGGACGAAACUGUUAUUCUCUGCAGGACCCUCGUCGGGUCAAGAGAGCAAGUCGGCCCUUGCUAACCUACCUUCGUUUGACUCUAAGAAUUUUUCAAAGUUUUUACCGUCUUCAGCGUGCCGUUCGGGUGGAGGGAAGCGACCCUCGGUGUAUCUUCCUCUGAACGAUCAGCCCCAUACGCAAGUGAUUACUUCGGAAAAAACGAAUAUUCUGCUCAGAUACCUUCACUAUCAGACUGGUCAUAAGAAGACGUCAAAACGGCGCGAACCUUCACCGUCGGAAGAGGUUCCACGGAAGAGGGCGAGAGAAGAACCAACAACAACGGAUAUGGAUACUAACGCUGAAAGGAGUGAUGAUGAUUAA